Molecule: messenger RNA, 885 nt
Organism: Musa acuminata AAA Group (dessert banana)
Lineage: Eukaryota; Viridiplantae; Streptophyta; Magnoliopsida; Zingiberales; Musaceae
Product: thioredoxin-like 3-1, chloroplastic
Exons: 5
Coding region: 182-742 (186 amino acids)
Cellular component (GO): chloroplast stroma
Source: RefSeq, a predicted model, not a curated record
AGCCUCCCCAAAUUCACUACGGAGAUGAGAGCACAGUGGCCGCCAUUUCUCUUCUCUAUCCAUUCACAGACUCCGACGAAGACCAUUUCAUCUUGAUCAUAUCCUCGCAGAUGCUUCUGCUCGACCUCUUCUGCAAUCCAUCAUCGUAAAGGCGGCGUCUUCUCCCACCGGAAUCCUAAAGAUGGCAGCUUUGGGUCCCAGUUCCUGCCUCCUGUACCGAGAGCUCUGCUACCGGGAGCAGGGGAUCCACCCGUUCAACGGUGGAGGGUGCUCUUUGGUGUCGGUCGGCGGCGGAGGCCUCUAUUCCUGGCAACCGGGGGGUAGUAGGAAGAGGAUGUGGGGAGGGGAGGUAAAGAUGCGAGGUUUUUGGCAGAACGUGUCGAGGCCGACGUCCAUCGAGAUGGAAGCCAUCAACGGGAUGGAGGAUCUCGAUCGGAUACUUGCCCUUUCCAAGGAGCUUUCUCAAGCGAUAGUCAUCGACUGGAUGGCAGCUUGGUGUCGGAAAUGCAUUUAUCUGAAGCCCAAGCUUGAAAAGCUUGCUGCAGAAUACCAUCCAAGGGUUAAGUUCUAUUUUGUGGAUGUUAACAAGGUUCCUCAAGCAUUGGUUAAGCGUGGUAACAUCUCGAAAAUGCCGACUAUUCAGCUAUGGAAGGAUGGAGAAUGGAAAGCUGAGGUAAUUGGGGGACACAAAGCAUGGCUUGUCAUGGAUGAGGUCCGGGAAAUGAUCCAAAAACAUUUGUGAUGUCUAGUAGCUCUUCUCAGCCUCUUUGUUACAUAUAUACAUAUGUAUGACCAGAACUCUCUUGUACUCUCUCUCACUCAUGAUGUUGAUAAGUGUGUCUAUCUUAUAUCAAAAGUAACUUUUGAGUACUCUAUUUCAAGUCA